AUGUCUGUCCUCCCCAGGUAUCCUAGAGUUCAUCAGUCUGGCCAGUGCUAUAAGUUAAGCCAUAUCUCUGACAGGUGUUGUCUGUCCUCCCCAGGUAUCCUAGAGUUCAUCAGUCUGGCCAGUGCUAUAAGUUAAGCCAUAUCUCUGACAGGUGUUGUCUGUCCUCUCCAGGUAUACUAGAGUUCAUCAGUCUGGCCAGUGCUAUCUCUGACAGGUGUUGUCUGUCCUCCCCAGGUAUCCUGGAGUUCAUCAGUCUGGCCAGUGCUAUCUCUGACAGGUGUUGUCUGUCCUCUCCAGGUAUCCUAGAGUUCAUCAGUCUGGCCAGUGCUAUCUCUGACAGGUGUUGUCUGUCCUCUCCAGGUAUCCUAGAGUUCAUCAGUCUGGCCAGUGUUAUCUCUGACAGGUGUUGUCUGUCCUCUCCAGGUAUCCUAGAGUUCAUCAGUCUGGCUGUAGGGCUGGUCAGCAUUAGAGGAGUGGACGCAGGACUCUACCUGGGCAUGAACGAGAGAGGAGAGCUCUAUGGGUCGGUAAGUUAAACACUCCUCCUCUCCUCUCCUCUCCUCUCCUCUCCUCUCAUCUCCUCUCCUCUCCUCUCCUCUCCUCCCUCCCUCCCUUCCUCCCUCCCUCCCUCCCUCCCUCCCUUCCUCCCUCUGGGACAAGGUAGCACGUCCGGUGAACAGGUCAGGGUUCCAUAGCUGCAGGCAGAACAGUUGGAACUGGAGCAGCAGCACGACCAGGUGGACUGGGGACAGCCAGGAGUCAUCAGGCCAGGUAGUCCUGAGGCAUGAUCCUAGGGCUCAGGUCCUCCAGGAGGGGAGGGAGAGAGAGAGAAUUAGAGGGAGCAUACUUAAAUUCACACAGGACACCAGAUAAGACAGGAAAAUAACACCAGAUAUAACAGACUGACCCCAGCCCCCCGGCACAUAGACUAUUGCAGCAUAGAUACUGGAGGCUGAGACAGGGGGGGUCGGGAGACACUGUGGCCCCGUCCGACGAUACCCCUGGACAGGGCCAACCAGGCAGGAUAUAACCCCACCCACUUUGCCAAAGCACAGCCCCCACACCACCAGAGGGAUAUCAACAGACCACCAACCUACUACCCUUAGACAAGGCUGAGUAUAGCCCACCAACCUACUACCCUGAGACAAGGCUGAGUAUAGCCCACCAACCUACUACCCUGAGACAAGGCUGAGUAUAGCCCACCAACCUACUACCCUGAGACAAGGCUGAGUAUAGCCCACCAACCUACUACCCUUAGACAAGGCUGAGUAUAGCCCACCAACCUACUACCCUGAGACAAGGCUGAGUAUAGCCCACCAACCUACUACCCUGAGACAAGGCUGAGUAUAGCCCACCAACCUACUACCCUGAGACAAGGCUGAGUAUAGCCCACCAACCUACUACCCUGAGACAAGGCUGAGUAUAGCCCACCAACCUACUACCCUGAGACAAGGCUGAGUAUAGCCCACCAACCUACUACCCUGAGUCAAGGCUGAGUAUAGCCCACCAACCUACUACCCUGAGUCAAGGCUGAGUAUAGCCCACCAACCUACUACCCUGAGUCAAGGCUGAGUAUAGCCCACCAACCUACUACCCUGAGACAAGGCUGAGUAUAGCCCACCAACCUACUACCCUGAGACAAGGCUGAGUAUAGCCCACCAACCUACUACCCUGAGACAAGGCUGAGUAUAGCCCACCAACCUACUACCCUGAGACAAGGCUGAGUAUAGCCCACCAACCUACUACCCUGAGACAAGGCUGAGUAUAGCCCACCAACCUACUACUCUGAGACAAGGCUGAGUAUAGCCCACCAACCUACUACCCUGAGACAAGGCUGAGUAUAGCCCACCAACCUACUACCCUGAGACAAGGCUGAGUAUAGCCCACCAACCUACUACCCUGAGAGCAUGGAAGACCCCUCCUAGGGACGGCAUGGAAGAGCACUAGUAAGCCAGUGACUCAGCCCCCGUAAUAGGGUCAGAGACAGAGAAUCCCAGUGGAGAGAGGGGAGCCGGCCAGGCAGAGACAGCAAGGGGGGUUCGUCGCUUCGGUGCCUCUCCUCUCCUCUCUCCUCUCCUCUACUUCGAUGUGAAUAUGGCAUAUUAACAAACAUCAUAUCCUAAACACAGGACAGGUCAAAGUAAAAUGGACAAUAUGGAAUGGACAAUCAGGCUACUCAAAACUGCUGUCCAGGAGUUUCCCCCCAUGGGCUAAAUUGUCAUAAUAAUGAGUGGUUUCAAGUUUGUAUCCAUAAAUGAGAUGAUCAUAGUGAAAAAUAAAAUACUUAUGCAUUUCCCGCUGUGUAAACAUAUUGAUUGUCAUUGCAAAUCGUCUCUAGCUAACUCUUGAUAAAGUUGGGUAGCUGAUAUUCAGAGCUUAAAUAGCCAAAAUGAUUAGUCACAGGAAUCAGAACUAAUAACGCCAAUGCUAAUAAUAGAUGAGAUUCAUAUUCUGACAAUCUCUGAAACUCACUUAGAUAAUACCUUUGAUGAUACUGUCACGGUUUCGGCCGAGACUGCUCCUCCUCCUGGUUCGGGCAGGCUUCGGCGUUCGCCGUCCCCGGAGUACUAGCUGCCACCGUUGUAUGUUUCGUGGUGUGAUUGCUUUAGUCUGUCUUGUACACCUGUGUCUGUUUGUGUUCUGAUUACGUGUCCUAUAAGUUCCCUGUUUUGUAUUAGUUAGAUUGUGUGUUGUUGUUUGCCUGUCGUGCGGAGCUGCGUGUUUGCGCUCUGUUAGUUUUGUUUAUUGUUUUACGCAUGUUGCGUAAUUCCCUCGCCUCCGUUUGUUUUCGAGGUCGUAUAUUGUUUUGUUGCACUUUGGACUAGUAAAGUCUUUUGGACGAAUCCUCUGUGUCCUGCGCCUGACUCCUCCACCACAUCCACAUCGGUUCUUUUGACAGAACAACACACCCAACUAUGGAGUCAGCAGGAGCAGCGGCGGCACCCAAGUCGCUGGAAGAGCGGAUCAGCUACCAAGACACCAUGAUCCGGCAACUUGGGGCCGCCAUGGACGAGGUGUCCAACACUCUGCGCCGGUUGGUGACUGGAGAGGUGCCCACGCCUUCUUACUCCAUCCCAUCACCAACGGCCAGUCCUCCUCUCUCAGCACCGGAACCCAGUGGCAUUCGGCUCUCGCUCCCGAGGGCAUGUGACGGUUCUGCAGCCGGGUGUCAGGGGUUCCUCCUGCAGGUGGAACUCUACCUGGCUACUAUACACCCAGCGCCCUCGGGAUACGAGAGCGUCUCCGCCCUCAUCUCCUGUCUAUCCGGCAAGGCGUUGGAGUGGGCCAACGCCGAAUGGAGGGGAAUAGACGCCGCUACCAUCACCUACGCGGAGUUCUCCCGCCGCUUCAGGGCUGUCUUCGAUCACCCACCUGAAGGGAAAGCGGCGGGGGAGCGUCUGUUCCACCUCCGACAGGGGAAGAGGAGCGCACAGGAGUUCGCACUGGAGUUCCGGACGCUAGCGGCGGAUGCGGGGUGGAAUGAGAGGGCCCUCAUCGACCAUUACCGGUGCAGCCUACGAGAGGACGUUCGUCGUGAGCUGGCCUGCAGGGACACCAACCUAUCAUUCGACCAGUUGGUGGACAUCUCCAUCCGUCUCGACACCCUGCUGGCUACCCGCGGACGUCCCGAGUGGGGGCCGACCAUUCCACCCUCCAGCACCUCCGAGCCGAUUCCCAUGGAGCUCGGGGGUGCUGGCGCUAGAGAGAGGAGGAGAGAGAACCCGAGGAGGGCCACCCCCUGCACCAGCUGUGGCCGUGGAGGACACACCGCGGCCAGGUGCUGGGGAGGGUCUCCUGGGAGAGGGGACAACAGGUCACGCACUGGGGAGUCAUUUCAGGUGAGUAGGCGCCCCACUCACCCAGAGCUUUCUGUUGGUCACAUGAGUAUUCCUGUGAGAUUUCCACUGGUGGCACCUCAUUCCCAGCAUAAGGCGCUAGUAGAUUCAGGCGCAGCUGGGAAUUUUAUUGAUCGGGCAUUUUGUUAUAGGUUUGGAAUUCCCCUUCGGCCGGUAGAAGCCCCCUUUCCUGUCCACGCCUUAGACAGCCGGCCGUUGGGGUCGGGGCUGAUCAGAGAAGUCACAGCACCACUUACUAUGACGACGCAGGGGGGUCAUGAGGAGAUCAUUCAGUUUUAUCUGAUUGACUCUCCUGCGUACCCCGUGGUGUUGGGGCUUCCCUGGUUAAGCACCCAUGAUCCUACCAUUGCGUGGCAACAGAGGGCUCUUAUGGAGUGGUCUGCCCAGUGUGUAGGGAGAUGUCUAGGUGUUUCCUUAGGGGCGACCUCGGUUGAGAGUCCGAACCAAGUGCCCGCAAUGCGCAUUCCCCCUGAGUAUGAGGACUUAGCACUUGUGUUCAGCAAGACUAGGGCAACACGGCUACCACCUCAUAGACAGGGGGACUGUGCGAUAAACCUCCAAACAGGAGCGGCUCUGCCACGGAGUCGUGUGUAUCCCCUGUCUCAAGAGGAGACAGCGGCUAUGGAGACUUACAUAGCCGAGUCCUUGGCACAGGGAUACAUACGGUCCUCCACUUCCCCGGUUUCCUCAAGUUUCUUCUUUGUGAAGAUGUUGCGUAAUUCCCUCGCCUCCGUUUGUUUUCGAGGUCGUGUAUUGUUUUGUUGCACUUUGGACUAGUAAAGUCUUUUGGACGAAUCCUCUGUGUCCUGCGCCUGACUCCUCCACCACAUCCACAUCGGUUCUUUUGACAGAUACAGUGGUAGCAAUACAAGGUUAUAACAUUUACAGAAAAGACAGAAAUGCCAAUGGUGGAGGUGUUGCUGUUUAUAUUCAGAACCACAUUCCUGUAAAGCUUAGAGAGGAUCUCAUGUUAAAUACUGUUGAAGUAAUAUGGCUACAGGUUCAUCGGCCUCACCUAAAGCCCAUUCUGGUGGGAAGCUGCUAUAGACCACCAAGUGCUAACACUCAGUUUCUGGCUAACAUGUGUGAAAUGCUUGAUAAUAUACAGUGGGGAGAACAAGUAUUUGAUACACUGCCGAUUUUGCAUGUUUUCCUACUUACAAAGCAUGUAGAGGUCUGUAAUUUUUAUCAUAGGUACACUUCAACUGUGAGAGACGGAAUCUAAAACAAAAAUCCAGAAAAUCACAUUGUAUGAUUUUUAAGUAAUUAAUUUGAAUUUUAUUGCAUGACACAUGAUCACUGUAUGUGAUAUCAACAGAGAGGUAUAUUUUCUGGGUGAUUUAAAUAUUGACUGGUUUUCAUUAGGCUGCCCACUCAAGAGAAAGCUUCAAACUGUAACCAGUGCCUGCAACCUGGUUCAGGUUAUCAGUCAACCUACCAGGGUAGUUACAAAUAGCACAGGAAUGAAAUCAUCAACAUACAGUGGGGAGAACAAGUAUUUGAUACACUUCCGAUUUUGCAGGUUUUCCUACUUACAAAGCAUGUAGAGGUCUGUAAUUUUUAUCAUAGGUACACUUCAACUGUGAAAUCCAGAAAUUCACAUUGUAUGAUUUUUAAGUAAUUAAUGUGCAUUUUAUUGCAUGACAUAAAUAUUUGAUACAUCAGAAAAGCAGAACUUAAUAUUUGGUACAGAAACCUUUAUAUAUGCAGUGCAUUUGCAAAGUAUUCAGACCCCUUGACUUUUUCCACAUUUUAUUAUGUUACAGCCUUAUUCUAAAAUGGAUUAAAUAGUUUUUACCAUCAUCAAUCACAAUACCCCAUAAUGACAAAGCAAAAACAGGUUUUUAUAAAUAUUUGUUAAUUUAUUAACAAAUAAAAAAACAUAUCACAUUUACAUAAAUAUUAAAACCCUUUACUCAAUACUUUGUUGAAGCACCUUUGGCAGCGAUUACAGCCUCAAGUCUUCUUGGGUAUGACGCUACAAGCUUGGCACACCUGUAUUUGGGGAGUUUCUCCCAUUCUUCUCUGCAGAUCCUCUCAAGCUCUGUCAGGUUUGAUGGGGAGCGUCGCUGCACAGCUAUUUUCAGGUCUCGCCAGAGAUGUUCGAUCAGGUUCAAGUCCGGGCUCUGGCUGGGCCACUCAAGGACAUUCAGAGACUUGUCCCGAAGCCACUCUUGCGUUGUCUUGGCCGUAUGCUUAGGGUUGUUGUCCUGUUGGAAGGUGAACCUUUGCCCCAGUCUGAGGUCCUGAGCGCUCUGGAGCAGGUUUUCAUCAAGGAUCUCUCUGUACUUUGCUCCGUUCAUCUUUCCCUCGAUCCUGACUAGUCUCCCAGUCCCUGCCACUGAAAACAUCCCCACAGCAUGAUGCUGCCACCACCGUGCUUCACCGUAGGGAUGGUGCCAGGUUUCCUCCAGACGUGACGCUUGGCAUUCAGGCAAAAUAGUUCAAUCUUGGUUUCAUCAGACCAGAGAAUCUUGUUUCUCAUGGUCUGAGAGUCCUUUAGGUGCCUUUUGGCAAACUCCAAGCGGGCUGUCAUGUGCCUUUUACUGAGGAGUGGCUUCCGUCUGGCCACUCUACCAUAAAGGCCUGAUUGGUGGAGUGCUGCAGAGAUGGUUGUCCUUCUGGAAGGUUCUCCCCAUCUCCACAGAGGAACUCUGGAGCUCUGUCAGAGUGACCAUCGGGUUCUUGGUCACCUUCCUGACCAAGGCCCUUCUCCCCCGAUUGCUCAGUUUGGCCGGGCGGCCAGCUCUAGGAAGAGUCUUGGUGGUUCCAAACUUCAUCCAUUUAAGAAUGAUGGAGGGCACAGAGUUCUUGGGAACCUUCAACGCUUCAGAAAUGUUUUGUUACCCUUCCCCAGAUCUGUACCUCGACACAAUCCUGUCUCAAAGCUCUACGGACAAUUCCUUCGACCUCAUGGCUUGGUUUUUGCUCUGACAUGCACUGUCAACUGUGGGACCUUAUAUAGACAGGUGUGUGCCUUUCCAAAUCAUGUCCAAUCAAUUGAAUUGACCACAGGUGGACUCCAAUCAAGUUGUAGAAACAUCUCAAGGAUGAUCAAUGGAAACAAGAUGCAUCUGAGCUCAAUUUCGAGUCUCAUAGCAAAGGGUCUGAAUACUUAUGUAAAUAAGUUAUUUCUGUUUUUAAUUUUUAAUAAAUUUGCAAACAUUUCCAAAAACCUGUUUUCGCUUUGUCAUUAUGGGGUAGAUUGAUGAGCAAAAAAUAAAUACAUUCAAUUUUAGAAUAAGGCUGUAACGUAACAAAAUAUGGAAAAGUCAAGGGGUCUGAAUACUUUCCGAAUGCACUGUACACAUGAUAAGACACGCCCUCUACACACACGUACACAUGGAUGUUGUAUUGUAGAUAUGUGAAAAUACAGUAGUGGCCUGAGGGAACACACUUAAUGUGUUGUGAAAAGUGUUAUGAAAUGUAAUGUCGUGUAAUAUUUUAAAUGAUAUAUAACUGCCUUAAUGUUGCAGGACCCCAGGAAGAGUACCUGCUGCCUUGUCAGCACCUAACGGGGAUCCUUAAUAAAUACAAAUACAAAUACAGGUGUCUCCUCUGGUCCUGAGUUGGUGUCCUUAUGCUUGUUUCUCUGUCGGCUCCUUCUUUCCAUGGAGAAGGUUAGCUGUGCCGUUAGCGUACCUUUCAGGCUACACUAGCUUUUUUAAAGUGGAUCUGACAGCGUUUUAACUACUUUGCAGAUAUGAAACAGACAGACAAUCAUAAUAUCAGUCAAAAAUAUCAAAUUCCCAUUUUAUGCUACAAAACCAACUUUAUAAGAGGUUUUAAAAAUAGGUUCUAUUUGACUCAACGUUCCAUUACGUACACUAAGGCAUUGUUGGCAGAAUAGAUGGAUGUAGUUCAAUGCGUGAUUAAUAUACAGUGGGGAAAAAAAGUAUUUAGUCAGCCACCAAUUGUGCAAGUUCUCCCACUUAAAAAGAUGAGAGAGGCCUGUAAUUUUCAUCAUAGGUACACGCCAACUAUGACAGACAAAAUGAGAAAAAAAAAUCCAGAAAAUCACAUUGUAGGAUUUCUAAUGAAUUUAUUUGCAAAUUAUGGUGGAAAAUAAGUAUUUGGUCAAUAACAAAAGUUUCUCAAUACUUUGUUAUAUACCCUUUGUUGGCAAUGACACAGGUCAAACGUUUUCUGUAAGUCUUCACAAGGUUUUCACACACUGUUGCUGGUAUUUUGGCCCAUUCCUCCAUGCAGAUCUCCUCUAGAGCAGUGAUGUUUUGGGGCUGUCGCUGGGCAACACGGACUUUCAACUCCCUCCAAAGAUUUUCUAUGGGGUUGAGAUCUGGAGACUGGCUAGGCCACUCCAGGACCUUGAAAUGCUUCUUACGAAGCCACUCCUUCGUUGCCCGGGCGGUGUGUUUGGGAUCAUUUUCAUGCUGAAAGACCCAGCCACGUUUCAUCUUCAAUGCCCUUGCUGAUGGAAGGAGGUUUUCACUCAAAAUCUCACGAUACAUGGCCCCAUUCAUUCUUUCCUUUACACAGAUCAAUCGUCCUGGUCCCUUUGCAGAAAAACAGCCCCAAAGCAUGAUGUUUCCACCCCCAUGCUUCACAGUAGGUAUGGUGUUCUUUGGAUGCAACUCAGCAUUCUUUGUCCUCCAAACACGACGAGUUGAGUUUUUACCAAAAAGUUAUAUUUUGGUUUCAUCUUGCUCAGUGAUACACCUGACCUCUCCACUUCCUAUCACCUGACCUCUCCACUUCCUAUCACCUGACCUUUCCACUGCCUAUCACCUGACCUCUCCACUUCCUAUCACCUGACCUCUCCGCUGCCUAUCACCUGACCUCUCCACUUCCUAUCACCUGACCUCUCCACUGCCUAUCACCUGACCUCUCCACUUCCUAUCACCUGACCUCUCCACUGCCGUUCACCCUGACCCCUCUCCACUUCCUAUCACCUGGACCUCUCCACUGCCUAUCACCUGACCUCUCCACUUCCUAUCACCUGACCCUCUCGCACUUCCUAUCAACCUGACCUCUCCACUGGCCUCAUCACCCUGAGACCUCUCCACCUUCCUAUCACCGGACCCUAUCCACUGCCUAUCACCUGUGAAUCACAGUUAUACUGGUAGACUGGUUGAGGACUGGUAGACUGGUAGAACGGUAUAGACUGGUAGGAACAGGUAGACUGGUAGUAGACAUGGUAGGACUGGGUAGACAGGGAUUAGAGAGUUAGACUGGUAGAACGGUAGACUGGUAGAAAGGUAGACUGGGGUUAGGACAGGUAGACUGGUAGACAGGUUAGACUUGGUAGACAUGGUAGGACAGUUAGACAGGGGAUAGAGCGUUAGAACCGGUCGAACUGGGAGACUGGUUAGACUGGUUAGGGGUGACUAGACUGGUAGACAGGUAGACUGGUAGACAGGUAGACAGUUAGACAGGAUAGAGCGUUAGACUGGUAGACUGGUAGACUGGUAGACUGGUAGACUGGUAGACAGUUAUACUGGUAGACUGGUAGACUGGUAGACUGGUAGACAGUUAUACUGGUAGACUGGUAGACUGGUAGACUGGUAGACUGGUAGACAGUUAGACUGGUAGACAGGUAGACUGGUAGACAGUUAGACUGGUAGACUGGUAGACUGGUAGACUGGUAGACUGGUAGACAGUUAUACUGGUAGACUGGUAGACUGGUAGACUGGUAGACUGGUAGACUGGUAGACAGUUAUACUGGUAGACUGGUAGACUGGUAGACUGGUAGACUAUAUUGACCUGUGGUAUAGUAAAAGUUAGGACAUGGAAAAGCCCAGUUCAUAAAAAGGAAGUAGCAAAACACCUUGAUAUAGGGGAGGAGCAUGCAAGCAGAUGAGGACUGAAUGGAAGAAAUGAAGAUCUAGUAAAACCUGAAGAGUCAAUGUAAACCAGGGAAAAACACACUACCCUCCCCUGUGACCAAUAAAAACACACUACCCUCCCCUGUGACCAAUAAAAAUACACUACCCUCCCCUUUGACCAAUUAAAACACAAUACCCUCCCCUUUGACCAAUUAAAACACAAUACCCUCCCCUUUGACCAAUUAAAAUACACUACCCUCUCCAAAGCAAAGAAAACUUUUUACAACCCUCCCCUAUUUUGGCCCACCCCAGUAAAUGUCUAACUGUCCACUAGCUGAGGGAUUUCUGGGUGUAAACUCUAAACUAUGGGUGUCAAACUCAUUCCACGUAGGGCCUAGUGUCUGCAGGUUUCACUGAAAGACCUAGACAACCAGGUGAGGGGAGUUCCUUACUAAGACCUAGACAACCAGGUGUGGAGAGUUCCUUACUAAGACCUAGACAACCAGGUGAGGGGAGUUCCUUACUAAGACCUAGACAACCAGGUGAGGGGAGUUCCUUACUAAGACCUAGACAACCAGGUGAGGGGAGUUCCUUACUAAGACCUAGACAACCAGGUGAGGGGAGUUCCUUACUAAGACCUAGACAACCAGGUGAGGGGAGUUCCUUACUAAGACCUAGACAACCAGGUGAGGGGAGUUCCUUACUAAGACCUAGACAACCAGGUGAGGGGAGUUCCUUACUAAGACCUAGACAACCAGGUGAGGGGAGUUCCUUAAUAAGACCUAGACAACCAGGUGAGGGGAGUUCCUUACUAAGACCUAGACAACCAGGUGAGGGGAGUUCCUUACUAAGACCUAGACAACCAGGUGAGGGGAGUUCCUUACUAAGACCUAGACAACCAGGUGAGGGGAGUUCCUUACUAAGACCUAGACAACCAGGUGUGGAGAGUUCCUUACUAAGACCUAGACAACCAGGUGUGGAGAGUUCCUUACUAAGACCAAGACAACCAGGUGAGGGGAGUUCCUUACUAAGACCUGGACAACCAGGUGAGGGGAGUUCCUUUCUAAGACCUAGACAACCAGGUGAGGGGAGUUCCUUACUAAGACCUGGACAACCAGGUGAGGGGAGUUCCUUACUAAGACCUAGACAACCAGGUGAGGGGAGUUCCUUACUAAGACCUAGACAACCAGGUGAGGGGAGUUCCUUACUAAGACCUAGACAACCAGGUGAGGGGAGUUCCUUACUAAGACCUAGACAACCAGGUGAGGGGAGUUCCUUACCUAUCAGUGACCAUAAUCAAGUACAAGGGAGGAGUAAAAACCCGCAGCAACCCGGCCCUCCGUGGAAUGAGUUUGACACCUGUAACAGUCUGGAUGAAAUGACUCUCAGGCCGCGUCCCAAAUGACACCAUAUUCCCUAUAUGGUGCAUUUACUGUUGCCCAGAGACCUCUGGGCCGUGGUCUAAAGUAGUGCGGUUUAAAGGUGACCGUGGUCUAAAGUAGUGCACUAUAAAGGUGACAGGGUACCAUUUGGGACGCGGCCUCCCUGGUCUGUCAUAACCAGCACCUGCCUCCCAGACCUGGAACACUUUCCAUUGGUUCAGUUCAGCUGAUGGUGGACCUAGGCACCCCACCGCAGGGCAGCAGGCGUCCUCUCCUUUAGUCCCCCUUCUGAUGGUGGACCUAGGCACCCCACCGCAGGGCAGCAGGCGUCCUCUCCUUUAGUCCCCCUUCUGAUGGUGGACCUAGGCUCCCCACCACAGGGCAGCAGGCGUCCUCUCCUUUAGUCCCCCUUCUGAUGGUGGACCUAGGCUCCCCACCGCAGGGCAGCAGGCGUCCUCUCCUUUAGUCCCCCUUCUGAUGGUGGACCUAGGCUCCCCACCACAGGGCAGCAGGCGUCCUGUCCUUCAGUCCCCCUUCUGAUGGUGGACCUAGGCUCCCCACCGCAGGGCAGCAGGCGUCCUGUCCUUUAGUCCCCCUUCUGAUGGUGGACCUAGGCUCCCCACCACAGGGCAGCAGGCGUCCUGUCCUUUAGUCCCCCUUCUGAUGGUGGACCUAGGCACCCCACCGCAGGGCAGCAGGCGUCCUCUCCUUUAGUCCCCCUUCUGAUGGUGGACCUAGGCUCCCCACCACAGGGCAGCAGGCGUCCUCUCCUUUAGUCCCCCUUCUGAUGGUGGACCUAGGCUCCCCACCACAGGGCAGCAGGCGUCCUGUCCUUCAGUCCCCCUUCUGAUGGUGGACCUAGGCUCCCCACCACAGGGCAGCAGGCGUCCUCUCCUUUAGUCCCCCUUCUGAUGGUGGACCUAGGCACCCCACCACAGGGCAGCAGGCGUCCUGUCCUUUAGUCCCCCUUCUGAUGGUGGACCUAGGCUCCCCACCACAGGGCAGCAGGCGUCCUCUCCUUUAGUCCCCCUUCUGAUGGUGGACCUAGGCACCCCACCACAGGGCAGCAGGCGUCCUGUCCUUUAGUCCCCCUUCUUACCUUCUCUCACCCCCUCAGCAGCUCUUUGUUGUUGAUUAUUGUGUAGUGAAUCUGUUGCUGUGAAGUUUCCUCCUCAAACUGUUGGUAAAAUAUGAAUGACGUAUAAAUGAACUAAUCCAUGAAUUAAGUGCUAAUUAAGCUACUGUAUGGACACCACACUCAACCAUCUCUCCCUCUCUUCCGCAGCAGAAGUUAACAUCUGAGUGUGUGUUCAGAGAGCAGUUUGAGGAGAACUGGUACAACACAUACGCCUCCACGCUCUACAAACACAACGACACCGGACGCUUCUACUACGUAGCGCUUAACAAGGACGGCUCGCCGCGGGAGGGGGGCCGGACUAAGAAACACCAGAAACUAACCCACUUCCUGCCUCGGCCUGUGGAGCUGGAGAAGAUCCCCCAGGCUUACAGAGGUCUGUUCCAAUACAGGUGACCUGGGCUGAGCCUGGGAGAGAGGGAUGAGGACAGGGAGGAGAGAGGUGGACAGGACUCAGUACUCCCACUGACCUCGCUCCCCAGCCUCCAGCCCCAACCCCCUAAGAAGGUGUUUAUGUAUUGCCCCCCUCCCGUUCCUCCGAGGACCACCGACCAGAGAGAUAACCGUAGCUAGUGUUCCUGGGCGUUAACUCUCUGAGAUCGCUGUUUGACCUCAGAGGGGUCAGAGCGGAGCGGAGGAGACGCUCUUCUCUCCAGCCACUGA
This is a messenger RNA of Coregonus sp. 'balchen', 12820 nucleotides long. NCBI's taxonomy places the organism in Eukaryota, Metazoa, Chordata, Actinopteri, Salmoniformes, Salmonidae. The record is from the annotation of a GenBank genome assembly.